AUGGAAUUCAGUAUUACUGCCAGUCAGAUCAACUGUCGCAGCUUGAUGAGGAUCUGCAGCAAGUCUGACCUUCUAAUGAUUGCUCUCCAGCUAAGGCCGCUGCAGGACUCCCAUGAUUAUGCCACCAUGCAAUUCUGUGCCAACAAACUAGAUAAAAAGGACUUCUUUGGAAAGUCAGACCCCUUCAUGGUCUUCUACAGAAGCAACGAGGAUGGCACGUUUACCAUUUGCCACAAGACCGAAGUGGUGAAGAACACGCUGAACCCUGUGUGGCAGCCCUUCUCCAUCCCUGUCAGAGCGCUCUGCAAUGGAGACUAUGAUAGGACAAUUAAAGUGGAGGUGUAUGACUGGGACAGAGACGGGAGCCAUGAUUUCAUCGGUGAAUUCACCACCAUUUAUAAAGAGCUAUGUCGGGGUCAGAACCAGAUAAACGUCUACGAGGUGGUGAACGCCAAGAAGAAAAUAAAGAAAAAGAGAUACAUCCACUCUGGGACGGUGUCCUUGUUGUCAUUCAAUGUGGAGUCAGAGCACACCUUCCUGGAUUACAUCAAAGGAGGGACUCAGAUUCACUUCACAGUGGCCAUUGAUUUCACUGCAUCAAACGGAAAUCCGUCCCAGUCCACUUCACUGCACUACAUGAACCCGUACCAGAUGAAUGCCUAUGCUAUGGCCCUGAAGGCCGUGGGAGAGAUCAUCCAGGACUACGACAGUGAUAAGAUGUUCCCUGCCCUGGGAUUUGGUGCUAAGCUGCCCCCUGAUGGGAGGGUCUCCCACGAGUUCCCUCUGAAUGGCAACAUUGAGAACCCGUACUGUAACGGCAUGGAGGGGAUUCUCGAAGCUUACCAUCAAAGCCUUAAGACGGUUCAGCUAUAUGGACCCACCAACUUUGCUCCUGUCGUUAAUCAUGUGGCAAGUUAUGCAGCAGCAGUGCAGGACGGGUCUCAGUACUUUGUGCUGCUCAUCAUCACUGAUGGCGUCAUAUCAGACAUGGCUCAGACCAAGGAGGCCAUAGUGAAUGCAGCCAAGCUCCCCAUGUCUAUCAUCAUUGUUGGAGUUGGCCAAGCUGAGUUUGAUGCCAUGAUUGAGCUGGAUGGUGAUGACAUCAGGAUUUCCUCGCGGGGGAAGUUGGCAGAGAGAGAUAUUGUACAGUUUGUCCCAUUCAGAGACUACAUGGACCGCACAGGCAACCACGUGCUGAGCAUGGCGCGGCUGGCUAAAGACGUACUGGCCGAGAUCCCUGACCAGCUGAUCUCCUACAUGAAGAGCAGAGGCAUUAAACCUAACCCUGUCCCAGCGACUUAUUCAUUUGGGGAUCAACCCCAGACCAACCCCGUCUGA
Messenger RNA from Perca flavescens (yellow perch), 1338 nucleotides. RefSeq names its product copine Va (gene cpne5a). Gene Ontology annotation, cellular component: plasma membrane. Gene Ontology annotation, molecular function: calcium-dependent phospholipid binding. The record is from RefSeq and is a predicted model, not a curated record. The coding region runs from base 1 to 1338 and encodes 445 amino acids. The transcript is spliced from 14 exons. NCBI's taxonomy places the organism in Eukaryota, Metazoa, Chordata, Actinopteri, Perciformes, Percidae. Gene Ontology annotation, biological process: cellular response to calcium ion.